Molecule: messenger RNA, 1472 nt
Organism: Tricharina praecox
Lineage: Eukaryota; Fungi; Ascomycota; Pezizomycetes; Pezizales; Pyronemataceae
Product: RNA polymerase II holoenzyme cyclin-like subunit
Exons: 3
Coding region: 253-1335 (360 amino acids)
Biological process (GO): positive regulation of transcription by RNA polymerase II
Cellular component (GO): nucleus; mediator complex
Molecular function (GO): cyclin-dependent protein serine/threonine kinase regulator activity
Source: RefSeq, a predicted model, not a curated record
AUGUAGAAUAGCAACAAAGUGCUUAGCGUGCAUCACCCGCAAGAGGGGAUUGAUUGAACCCUGACGUCAACCCUCAGCCUUCCACCCGGCGCCCGACGCCCACAGGCCGCAGGUCGCAGGUCUCGAAUCACGUGCUCAUGUGCGCAUUAGUUACAUCUACCUAUCGUGUUUCUCACUCCGGAGUCCGUCGCAACUCCAUCCUCCACCGCACAUCACUCAACCUCCAACACACAGAAAAGAAAAAAAACACCGAUGGCAGCAAACUACUGGGUCUCGUCGCAACGGCUGCACUGGCAGAUGUCGCGCGAAAAGCUGGCCGAGACUCGCGCGUCGCUCGACACGCGCGACGAGAAAACAGUGCUGGCAUAUCCGCUGCCGAGUUAUCGGCAUUUGAGCAUUUACUUCAACCAGCAGAUCGCAAGGUUGGGCCGGCGGAUGCAGGCACGACAGCAGGCACUGGCGACGGCGCAGUUGUAUGUGCGCCGAUUCUACACAAAGGUCCCUAUACGCGAUACGAACCCGUACCUGGUCAUGGCUACGUGUCUGUACCUCGCGUUGAAGAUGGAGGAGUGUCCUCAGCACAUACGAACCGUUGUCAGCGAGGCGAAGAUAUGCUGGCCUGAGGUAAUGCCGUCGUUCCCCGAAAAGCUAGCUGAGACCGAGUUCUACGUCAUAUCCGAGCUCAACUCGUACCUGAUCGUGCACCAUCCGUACCGGACACUUGUUGAGCUCACGCCGCUGCUCGGGUUGACGCCCGAAGAUAACACCACCUCCUGGCAGGUGAUAAACGACUCUUGCGUUACCGAUCUGCCAAUGAUAUAUCCCCCGCAUGUCAUCGCGCUCACGGCGAUAUUCCUGGCCGUCGUGCUGAAGCCGUCGAUCUCCCAGGCGAGCCUUCAUGCUGCUGCGACUGCGGCGGCGGCGGCCGCUGCAGGCGGUGGUGCUGGAGGCGGGGGUGGUGGCGGGGUCAUGGGGGGUAAUGGUAAUGGUAAUGGUAGUAGUAGUGGCGGUGGUGGUGGGAGUAGUAGCAGCAACGGUGGUGGAGGUAUUAUGGGCGGAGGAAUCAUGGGUGGGGGCGUCAUGGGCGGAGGUGUUAUGUCCGGCAGCGGGGGCGGCGAAUCCGGCCUCUCGGCAAGCGGUCAGGGACCACAGAAUCGGAUAACCCGGUUGAUAGAGUGGUAUGCCGAGUCGAAGGUGGAUAUGGAGGCGAUCAUCGAUUGCACGCAGGAGAUAAUAUCGUUGUACGAGCUGUGGGAGCCCUUCACGCUGACGGCGGCGGAGAAGGCAUGCAAGGAACAGAUCUGUAGGAUGGUCAAGCAACGGGGGAUAUCGUGAAGAAAUCGAGUUGGCCGAGUUGAGUUGCUGCUUGUCUCUUUUUUCUUUCUUUCUUUUUUUCUUUCUUUUCUUUUUUUUCCCUCUCUCUAUUUUUUUUCUUUCUUUUUUUCCGCCGGGGUUUGCAGUGUGUAAGCGCG